Cylindrotheca closterium is the source of this 816-nucleotide messenger RNA. The record is from the annotation of a GenBank genome assembly. Lineage: Eukaryota; Bacillariophyta; Bacillariophyceae; Bacillariales; Bacillariaceae.
AUGACGCCUGGUAUUGUUUUCAUUCCUAGUUCCAGUACUCUAGUUCAAGGAAUAAAUAGAGGUGGAGCUCUUCUAUUCCGAGAAUCAUCAGCAGUUCCUGCCACUGCACCUUCGAGAAGCCUCCUGGUGGAACUCUACAAGAGAUGGUUUCAAAUAUCCAGUCUGAUUCGAUUCAGUGUCAGCGGAAACAUAGGGGUCGUUUGUUUCUACAUCAUUGAACGCAUGUUAUACGCUCAGCUGUGUCAAAUUGAUGGCCUUCCAGACAUACUGGAAGAGUACAAAGACAGUGUCUCCUACUUUUUCGGGUACCUCCUGCAGAUUUUCACGCAGCAUUUGCUCAAUGCUACAUUGGUUUAUGGUCUCGAUACCAUUGAUACUCGAGAGAAGUAUCUCAAGACUCUUAUCGGACAGUUUUCGGUCUACGGAUUUAGUCUAUUUGGAUCCACCAUUCUGAAUUUGGCACUAUUACGAUAUGGAAUCGACCGGAAUACAUCUUUCUUCACCACGAUGAUUCUAUUUGCCAUUGUCAAUUACUUUCUUAUCCAAUGGGUUGUCCAAAGAGCGACUGCUGCAGCUUACGAAAAAGACAUGGCCGCGCGAAAAAAGGGCUACACUCUGCUCCCAAACAACAACAACAAGAAUGCGCGAAACAAAAGGACGGUAUUGCAACGAGUGAGCCGCGGAGGUGCAACCGAAUCAAGGUCUUGGUUCGGAAGAAUCUUUAGACGACAAAGACGAGAGUACAAUUCAGGGGAAGAAGUGGACCGGGACGAGGUCAAUGAGAGUUGUGUGGCGUUUGUUCGGCAAUAUAGAUAA